AAGUUGAUUUGUCGUUUGCUUUCAUACGAAUUCGAAGAACGUAAUCGAGAGGGUAUUUAUGUCGGAAGAAACGACGGAAGUUUAAUUUAUGCUACGACAGAGAAACGGGGGAAAUUAAGAGCUAACAGCUAGAAGAAAAGCAAACAAAUAGCUAAUUUACAUAAAAGUGCGAGUGUUAUGUCGACUUGUAUUCAAGAAUUCAAUUAAAUCGGAAAGUAUUUUAUAAUUGUGUAAAGUGAGCGAAGAAAAUGUGAUUAAAAUAGUAGACGCGACUUCAACGAAUUUAAGCAAAGUAACAUAACAUGUAAAUGCGGAUUAAAAGGAACGAACAAGUGCCUUUUACACAACAACUACCAACACCAAACCGACUGCUACUAACCAACAACCACGCAUUUGUGAAAAAAAUGUUUUUAACAAAUAAAUAGAAAACAGAAUUCAAUAAAGUGUUCGAGCGACCGCACGGUGAACUCAUUUUACGUUUUUAACCAGCAAUAACGCUCCUGUUGCAUUACAUAAAUCUAUACAUAUUUGUGCGUGUGCAAAGCGAACUACAACAAAUAUUUAAAAAAACGAAAGAAAACAUUACCAAUCAGUAAGCCAACUUAUUAACCAGGAAUUUCGGCCACGAAAAAUGCAGGAAUGUGUAGUUGAAGAGAGGGAAAAUAAUACAGAGAAAAAACAUACUGUCUAGAAUAAGAAAAAAAAAAAAAAACAAAGUAAUUAAACAAAGUGCAUAUACAUAUAAAUAAAAGAACAACUAAAACAAAUUGUGCGGUCUUUAAGUAUUUCAAGAAACGAUUAAAAAAAAUUAAUUUAGACGAAACAAUAUUAAGUGAAAAUACAACGUUGAGAAAACAGGGAAUCAAAAGAUCAGCAAGUGUUUCGCGAUUUGAAUUACCACCCGCCUCCUAUAACUAUUGCCCGUAUACAUAUGUACAUAUAAUACAAGUGAAUGCCCACGAGUUUUCAUAAAGUUUUUUUUCGAAAACGAACUUAACUCGAAAGAUAGAUAAUAAAAUAUUUUUUUAAUAUUCGCCCAAAGUGCGCUUGCUUCACAUUAUCUAAUAAGCCAGCAGAGACAAAAGCAAUAACAAACACAGCUGAAUUUUUACAGCAAAACAAUAAUAAUAACAACAACGAACAAAAAAUUUGUUUAAAAUAAUACGAAAAGCAACAACACCACCAAGCUAAUCAGCAGCAGCAGAUAAGUAAAGCAUAGCAAAGCGAAAAAGCAACACAAGACUCACUAUAAAUUUACGUAUGUCAAAGAGAGUUGAAGAGACGUGAGUGAAGACAACAACUUGGCAAACAACAAAUCUACAAACACACCCGUGUGUUUCAAGUGUAAUUUUGUGAUUCACUUCGCUGUCGCUAGCACUGCCGCUGUUUGCGUUGCAGCAGCAAUACAAUAAUAAUAAAAAACACACUCAAAGUAGUGCGAAUAGUCAAGCGAGUGUCGCGUAGCGCUGAGUGCGAACGUGAUAGCAAGAGCGUGAGUCAUAAAAGUGAAAUGAAAAUGCGGGUAAAGAGAGAAUCACCGCUGCUCGUGCUGAGAUUUAGGACAAUCAACAGCAGAAAUGAUUGUAAACGAUCCACAGUUUGCGAUACACACGGCACAGCUUCGGCACCAGAGGCAAUGCCAUCAGAAGACUGCAACGAGGAUUGGUCGUCAACGGCGCCACAAACAGGCAAUCGUUCACCGCUAAUGAGAAGUUGCUCUACACCAGCUGUUUAUGAUAUCGAAACCCAUCCCGCGUCACCAGUUUUCCCCCAUUUACUUUUGGGCAACGGCAAAGAUGCCAGCGAUCCGAGUAGUGUGGGCGCCAAUUGUGUUUUGAAUGUUACCUGCCAAGCACCCAGCUCAGGACCUACGCCGGGACUUAAGUAUAAACAGAUACCUGCCAGUGAUACACCACAUCAAAAUAUAAAACAAUAUUUUCAAGAAGCCUACGAUUUUAUUGAGGAUGCACGCAAAACCGGCUCCCGUGUACUGUUGCACUGUCAUGCGGGCAUUUCGCGCAGCGCUACCAUCGCCAUCGCUUACGUUAUGCGUUACAAAUCGCUUUCGCUCUUCGAGGCUUACAAGUUGGUUAAAGUGGCGCGACCCAUAAUUUCACCCAAUCUCAACUUCAUGGGCCAACUGCUAGAGCUCGAACAGAAUUUACGUAUGAGUGGCGUUUUGAAACCCGUCUCACCAUCCGCCACCGCGCCCACUACCCCAACAUCUAGUCAAGUCGAAUUUACCAAUAACGCAGUGCUGAAACCCGCCUCGGCUGAGGAUGAAGACGAAACCGAUGCGUCGUUAUUACGCAAGCGACCUGGUGAAGCCAAGCGUAAGAUGAGCGCCGACGAUGAUGAUGAUGCCGGAGAUGAUUUGUUUGAGGAUGCGCACAGUACGCUUAGCAGCCACAGCAGUUGUGCCAGUAAUAGUCAAGCGUUACGAUUGACAUGGCCGCCGCCUACAGGAACGCCCGCAGCUCUUCUCUCGCCCUCCACUUCGACGGAAGCGUCUUGCUCUUCAUCGGUAUCGUCCUCAUCGCUAUCUGCCUCUUCAUGCGCCUCAUCUUCAGCCUCAACGCCGACUUCACCAUCCGUUUCUUCAUCUGCAGCACAAUCGCCCUUCCUAUGCUGCACACCCACCGCCAUGCCAAAACGUCAUUCGCCUGCCAAACUGCGGCUCAACCUGCGUUCUACCUUCGCGCCGAUACGACAGUCACAGUCGUGCAUGUCGAUACGCGAAGUGGCUGACGAGGCCUUAGCCCCGACUGCCAGCGAGGCAACAGACACGGCGUUGGCGAUAGGAGCCGUCGCAACUGCAGCCGCUAGCAGCGCGAGCAACAUGCCCUUGCCCGUGGCGAUGGACCAUGAGAACAAUGUUGUAUUGGCAAUGUCGACCAGUGAAUGAAAGCACUAAUACGUAAUACGGUUACAACAAUAAGGAUUCACUAGUAGUAAAAAUAAAAAAUAAAACAAAUAAAAAUAGCAAAUGAAAAUAACUAAAAAAAUUAACAUCAAAAACAAAAGCAACGCAAGCACUUUGAGAAAUGCUGUGAAUAUUUUUUAAGUGUACAAUAUAGCGAGCGUACCUACCUAACGAUAGCAUACAUACUUGUAUAUACAUAUGUACACAGUUGUGCGUAUAUAUAUUUUGUGUAUAUUACAUACAUACAUAGUAAGUACACUAGCAUACCGAUCGAACGAAUAAGCGAUCGAAAUAACACCACGCCUACCAUUAUUACGUAGGUACUGCGAGUACAUGUGAAUUUCUGUAAAAGAUCAGGAAAAUUACUGACGAGUAUAUCAAUUAACAGCUCUUAAAUGAAUAUAAAGCGGGAUAAUUAGAACAAAGAACAAACAAGUAAACAUGCAAGUCAUGUACCUAGAUAAAGGCAUACAUAUUGAUACAAAAAGAAUGCAUAUUAUAAAUUCAAAACUGAAAAAUUGUGAAAAUAUUUACUUUUUGUAAUAAUGUACCUUUUUACCUUUUGAGAAAAACUAACAAAAAGGAGCGCAUACAAAUGGCGUUCAUGAGAAAUUGCAACUAUGCAUUUGCCUAAGCUUAAGGCUAAUUUUCGAGUAUGAAAAAAGUUUACUUCGAAAAGUUUUAACUAUGAAAUGUUAUUUAUUUAUUUUCAAAUCAUUUAAAUUAGUAAAACGCUUACUUGUAGACAUUAUUGUCAAGGAGCUGUUUAUAUAUAAUUUUCAGCUUAAGAAACAUUCAGUAGAAGAAAAAUUCGCUUUCGAAAGUCAUUAAUAAAAUGUAUUUUAUAUAAAUGUAGAAGAAGCUUUUGUGAAAUAUUUUAAUUCUCAUUUUUUUUGCAAAUCCAAAAAUUUUCAGCAUAGCUUGCUUUUAUACGGGAAAUGAUAUUAACGACCGACCGACCGAAAACCAUUAAGUGGGGCAACAUAGUGCAUGCACUCAUGUCCACUUUAUGAAAUUCGCUUAUCUAUGGACUUUUGGCUUUUUCAUAGACUUCCACUUUUGUAAAGAUGAAUUCCUGCUACAUCUGUGAAUGAAUAAUAGAGUAAAUAUUAUUUUUAUUAUAUGAAAUACCAAUUAUAGUAUAAAUAUUACUGUAAAGCCCAGCAACUAAUUUAAUGAUUGACAAAUAGAAAGUGCGAAGUCGAUUAAAAUUUCGUCAAAAGUCCAGAUAUGUACGUACAUAUAUGCAAUACUGUAAUAAUGUAGUUCACUGGCUGAAAUUACAUUUUUUUAAAUUUUUUAAUUUUUUCGUUAAUUUUUAAUUUUUUUUUUGUUACUUUUUAAUCCUUAUUUUCGAUAAUUUUUACUUUUCCUCAUGCCCUUCUAAGUCACCAGGUUCACAUACUUAACCAAGUUGUAGCACUCCGUACGCUACAACAUUGUGGAAAAUUUCGAGCAUAAAUUUAAUGAAAAAGAAAAUCAUGCAUAUACAUAAUUAAUUUUUAUGAAAGGAAAAAAUUUAGUUCUUAUAAGCAAUAAAAAUAAUGUUUAAAAAACCAUUUUAUGCAAAUAUACACACAUUCAUAUGUUUGUCCUCCCGAAAAAAAAAAUUAAAACAACUAUCUUUUGCCUAGCAUAAUUUGUAAAAAAAAUAGUAAAAAAAACAUGUACAAAAAACAAACUGUAUACAUCUAAACAUAUUAGCAAGCGAAUAUUUAUUUUAAUGCCAAACUCUUUCUAUAAAACUGUUUUAAGUUUUUCCUUUACGCACACACCUACAAUAAGCGAGAAGUUUUCAAAGUAUACAGUAUGUAAACUUAAUUGAAAUCAAAAGCCUAAAUCAGCCGAUAAAAAAUUAACCAAGCAUCACAACACAUUGGCUUUUCCAUAUAUUUCGUAUAUUAGUAUUUUGAAAAACAAAAAAAAAAAUGAAAUAUAUAUUUUUUAAUCAUAACAUUUUCUAUUCUCGUCACUACCAGAGUUUAAUUUAAUUUAAUUUAAUUACCUUACUAAGUACAUAUAUAUGUAUAUCAUAAGUUAAAUUAAAUUUUAAUUCAAGUCCAAAUGUAUAUACUUAUGUAUAAUAUAUCAAUUAUUUAUACACAUUAUAAGAUCAUAUUAAAACAGAGAAAAAACAUAAAGAAUAUCCUUUAAUUUUUCUUCGUUUCUGCUUGGCUCAAAAGCAAUGUUGGGACUUAAUGGUCUUUAUGUACCACUUAAUUAUGAAGAAUCAUACAUAAACACACACCUGCAUAUACAAUUCAUACAUACAUACAUUAAAUGAAUGUUAAAUGUAAUAAUACUGUUCUUGCACAUACCUGCAUACAUACAAACCUAUUUUGGUAAGCUACAAAGCCACAAUAAGUUUGCUGUGGAGUGUAAACAUAACAAGAAAAAUAUAUGUAAAAAAUAAUACUUUUAAAAAGAAAGCGAAUGUGUAUUUUAUUCCAUGUACCAUAAAAUGAAAGGUGAUUUUAUUUAUACAUUUUUCAAUUUUUAUUUAUCUAAACUGAAAUGAAAACUCGCAUGUCGUUUUUUCAACAUUCUGGUCUUGAAAAUGUUGGUGAUUUCCGAGUAUAUUUACGUUGAAUCCGCUGGGAAUGGGAAAAAUAUCAUAACCCUUUACUUUAAAAACUUAUUUCACGGUGUAAAUAGCUUUAUUUAAUUAUCGAUAAGUCAUUAAAGAUAUCGAUAAAAUAAAAUAAAUAAAUAGAUAUCUCGUAAAGUAUUAAUCAAGCAGUUUAAAGCCUAUGCUCGUUCUCAAGGUAAUAUCAUAUUUCACACUAAAAAAAAUUCGUUUGCUGCUUUUUGAUUGUUUCAUUCAGCUAUGAGUUAAAGGGUGUUAACAAUGGAAGUCAACAAAGAGAAAAUUCGGUACAUUUCACAGUUUUCCUUCGAUAAAGGCGAAAAUGCAAGCCAAGUCGCUGAAAUUCUGAGUGAUGUGUAUGGCGCCGUUAAAGUAACAACUAAUUACGGACAAUUUUGGUUUCCCCGAUGCCGUUCAGGCAUUCGAUAAUGUCGAAAAUGUCGUUAAAAUCAGAAAUAAUCGUAGAUGACCGACAUUUUAGUAGUCGUAGCAUCGCCCAAGAGCUAAAGAUCGACCAUAAACCAGUUUUAAACCAAAAAUAGUGGAUUUGUUUUUUCCCACUAUAAAAACUAAUUGUAAAGUAUAGAAAACAAUUGUAAAGCGGACAAAUUAUUAUCUAUCAAUAAAGAUGAAUAUAUCGACUCCACGAAAUAAUUUUUUUCGUCAAAAAGUACUAACGUUUUAUUCUGUUAUCGUUUUUUUGGAGAAUCAUGGCUGGAGAUAAAGGA
Molecule: messenger RNA, 6238 nt
Organism: Anastrepha ludens (Mexican fruit fly)
Lineage: Eukaryota; Metazoa; Arthropoda; Insecta; Diptera; Tephritidae
Gene: puc
Product: tyrosine-protein phosphatase vhp-1
Exons: 4
Coding region: 1511-2905 (464 amino acids)
Biological process (GO): protein dephosphorylation; negative regulation of MAPK cascade
Cellular component (GO): cytoplasm; cytosol
Molecular function (GO): protein tyrosine/threonine phosphatase activity; MAP kinase tyrosine/serine/threonine phosphatase activity
Source: RefSeq, a predicted model, not a curated record